AUGGAUUUGCACAGUUAUCCUCGAGGGGAAAAUGGGAGGUUGGAACAAAUACUUAAUCAGUUUUUCUUGAAAAGCUUACACAUGAUAUUGGAUUCGAGGGUUCCUGCCAUUCGGCCAUCUAGUCGCUAUGGGGAAGUAAAAAAGAGUGAUAAAUGGUUCAAUUUGGUAUUAGGAGAUCGUCCUUCAGCCAUGGAUAACUUGAGUUUCUGGAAUCGAAGUUUUAUGGAACCCAUGGUUAUUGAUAUUAUACUCGUUCAAGAAUCACUGAAGUCUUCAUUGGAGCAUAGUUCAAUUACUACUUUAGGGUCGGAGAUGAUAACGGACACAGUUAUAGAGAGGUGGGUUAUUCAGCACGAGCAUCGAAGGUCAGUAGCUCAUCCAAUCAGCGAAGCCUUUUACAAGAAGACAUACAAGAAAUCAAUAUUACUCUUACGCUCCAUUUAUUCAAUGUUGAGACUCCUUCCGGCAUAUAAGGCUUUUCGUAAACGAGGUUCAAGUCAGAAUUGUGAUUUUGAUAUCAAUUACAAGGUCUGUACAUACGCUAUUCCAUUUUCAAGGGUGGAGGACGAGUUGAUGAAGAGACAUAAUUUCAUUCCAAUUGACACCCAACAAGGUGCCGUUUCUGUAUCUUUGACUUAUCGUAAAGAUCUGUCUGAUUUCAACCUGGAUGCUUUUGUAUCUUUUCCCUCAGAGAUCAUUACAGAUUAUGUUGGCAGCCCACUUACCGAGCCUAUCAGACCAUUCCCUACUUCAUCUGGGAAGGGUGUCUGUGCUACGUCCUUCCCCAUAAGAGGGAGUCAACCGACUUCUUCAUCUGCGUUUCAACGUCGGCACAGCUGGACAAGUGGGAUCCAUGGGGACUCUUCUUCACAAAAAAAUCAACUGUCUAGCGGAUCUCCUCCUCUAUACCGGUCACCAUACGAGUUCUCGUCUUCGCCUACUGACGUAUACAGCCAUAGGAUUCAAAACCAAAGAUCACCAGCUUAUCAGAAAGCAGCAAUUGAUGAUUUACUUUCUCCUCCUUUUUCGCCUUCUCCUUCCCCGUCUCCCCCUACAUACUUUUCUAGCGGGAAUCCCAUGCAUAGUCGUAUGCGUUCAGAAACUUCUCCCAUGAGUAUUCCACAUCCGAUGAUGGGAAGAAGUCCAAGAUAUCUUUCUCCUAAUCUGUCAGAUCCAAACAGGCAUUCUCUUCCGCCUCUAUCUCCUAGGAGUACAAAAAAUGAUCCUUCGUCCCAGGAGUCCUCAUCUGGAAUUAGAUCAAUAAGGAAAUCAGAUUCACUGAGGACUGGAGAGCCAAGUCCUGGGCUAACAAACCUCGGUCCAAGGGUGUCAAGAGAUACCAAAGAAGAUUCUGGACGGUUUUCAGGUCCUUUAUCUUCAAGUAGUUCUCCACGUGUUGGAUUCUCGAGAAGCUCCAGCAGAUUGUCUUUCCAGGAUGAUUUUGGCGAUGGUGAUUUCACCUAUCCAUUUAUUGUUGAUGACGUGGACCCUCCUGAUUUCCAAACCAGCCAGAAUCUUGAUGGGAAAAAUAAGUCCGAAGAUUCGUCCCAAGCAUCCUCUACUGCCAAAAGAUCUCAAGAUGCAGCUGUCGGUGUCCUUGUUCACAUGCUACAAACAGCUCCUCCUCUGCGCCCAACUAGUUCUUAUAUCAGUCAAUCCUCUAAGAAUGAAGUCGAGAGAGGAGUUGGAACUGCUUCUGAAUUUUUCAAGCCUCGAGAUACAACUGAUGCACUCGAGGAACUCAAGGCUUACAAAGAAAUGAGAGAUCAGCUAGUUUCCAAGAGCGCAGCUCGUACUUCCAUCAAAGAAAAAGAUUAG
This is a messenger RNA of Fraxinus pennsylvanica, 1818 nucleotides long. The record is from the annotation of a GenBank genome assembly. Lineage: Eukaryota; Viridiplantae; Streptophyta; Magnoliopsida; Lamiales; Oleaceae.